Molecule: messenger RNA, 318 nt
Organism: Dentiscutata erythropus
Lineage: Eukaryota; Fungi; Glomeromycota; Glomeromycetes; Diversisporales; Gigasporaceae
Source: the annotation of a GenBank genome assembly
AGUAUCGGGAAUGAACAACUUUAUAAAUUAGAUAAUUUAAUUGCAGAACUUCCAAUUAAUAAUCCACUUAGUGCUAAUAAGUUUUUGCAUUUAGAUGAUGUAUUGCCAAUUGAAGAAAUACCUGAUGAUAUGGUUCUAAUUGAACAAAUUUAUCAUAAGCAUGAUAGUAAUGAUACUCAAUCUAAUGAUGAUGAUGAACUACCAUAUAAGAUUUUUUUACAAGAAGGGGAUCGUCUUGCUAAGAGUUUGGUAGAAUUUUUAUUGCAACAAAAUGAUGAAUUUGGUGUUUUAGUCAAAAAAUUGAGAAUAGUUAGGCAU